AUGCAAGCUGCAGACUCCACCCCCGCGGGCCCCGGCGCCACCCGAAUGAGCUCCUUCUCAAAAACCUCGAUGAACGGCGACUCGACUGGCUUCUCGCACGGAGCGUUCCACUCGAAUCAGCCCUCCAUCACCGGCUACGGCGAUCGACACCCUCAGAGGAACCUGCCCAGCAUCUCCACCGGCAGACUAGGCGGCCUCAACCAGACCGGCGCAGACAUGCAGACUCCUGGCACCGCCUUCGACAUGAACUUCACCCCGCUGCUGCCCUCGCAGCUGCUGCUGGGCUCGCCCUUCCAGCCUGGCUCGCCCAACGCCUUCGGCUCACCCCAGUUCCAGAACUUCUCCAGCUUCCAGAACGGCGGCCCCCAGCAGCAGCCGCAGCAGCCCCAGAUGGGCAGCCCCAUCCAGGCCCCCAUGUCGCCCCAGCUCUACCAGAGCAUGAUGUCGCCCACCGGCAUCAACCCGCCGUCCUUCUUCGCCGGGCCCCAGUCGCCGACCGGAGCCUUCCCCAGCCUUGCCAACCAGGCCCUGGGCGGCCUGGGUUCGCAGAUGCACAUGGCUCCCGGCCUGGUCUCGGGUACGAGCAGGACCGUGUACCUGGGCAACAUUCCGCCGGAGACGACCGCUGAGGAGAUUCUGGGACACGUGAGGAGCGGCCAGAUCGAGUCGGUCAGGCUCCUGCCCGACAAGAACUGCGCCUUCAUCUCCUUCCUCGACAGCAGCUCUGCCACCCACUUCCACUCUGACGCAAUCUUGAAAAAGUUGUCAAUCAGGGGCCAGGACAUCAAGAUCGGCUGGGGCAAGCCUUCGCAGGUCCCCACCUCUGUCGCUCUUGCCGUCCAGCAGUCGGGUGCGUCCAGGAACGUGUACCUGGGGAACUUGCCCGAGGAUGUCACCGAGGAGGAGCUCCGCGAGGAUCUGGGCAAGUUUGGGCCCAUCGAUACCGUCAAGAUUGUGAGGGAGAAGGCGAUUGGCUUCGUCCAUUUCCUGUCGAUCGGAAACGCUAUCAAGGCCGUUGCCCAGCUCCCCCAGGAGCCCAAGUGGCAGCCGCCGCGUCGCGUCUACUACGGCAAGGACCGUUGUGCCUACGUCUCGAAGACGCAGCAGCAGAACGCGGCGCAGUACCUUGGCAUUGCGCCCGGCUAUGCCCACGUCCUCAACGGCGCUGACCGGGAUUUGAUUUCGAAUGCUUUGGCUCAGCAAUCCGUUGCUGCAGCCGCUGUUGCGACAUCCGCUGGCGGUGCCAACAACCUGGGGAACCGGACCGUCUACCUUGGCAACAUCCACCCCGAAACGACCAUCGAGGAAAUCUGCAACGUCGUCAGGGGCGGUCUCCUCCACCAUAUCCGUUACAUUCCCGACAAGCACAUCUGCUUCGUUACUUUCAUCGACCCCACUUCCGCCGCUUCUUUCUACGCUCUCAGCCAGCUUCAGGGUCUGAUGAUCCACAACCGCCGCCUGAAGAUUGGCUGGGGCAAGCACUCGGGAGCCCUGCCCCCUGCGAUUGCGCUGGCCGUCAGCGGCGGCGCUUCCCGAAACGUCUACAUUGGCAACCUGGACGAAUCCUGGACCGAGGACCGCCUCCGCCAAGACUUUUCCGAGUAUGGCGAGAUUGAAUUGGUGAACACCCUGCGGGAGAAGAGCUGCGCAUUCGUGAACUUCACCAACAUUGCCAAUGCCAUCAAGGCGAUCGAGGCUGUCCGUCAGAAGGAGGAGUACAAGCGUUUCAAGGUCAACUUUGGCAAGGACCGCUGCGGCAACCCCCCUCGUCAGCUGCAGAACAUGCAGAACCAGCAGAACCAGCAGAACGGCGAGCUGCAGUCUCCGUCGCCGCUCAAUGGCAUGUCGCAGCCGAACAGAGGCCAGAACUCGAUUUCUCCCACCGGCUCCGGCAACUCGGGCGUGCAGGCUCCGACUCCGGCCAACAUCCUCUACCAGAGCCAGAACAACCCGCUCAUCAUGUACCUGCAGGCCCAGCAAUCGCAGCAGCAACAGCAGCCGCAGCCCCAGCAACAGUACCAACAGCAGCAGUCGAACCUGGACCCUUUCCCGAGCGCCCAGCAGCAACAGCAGCAGCAGUCGCAGCAGGGUUCGCAGCAGAGCCAGUUCCCUAGCCCCCAGGCUGCGUUCUAUGCCGCGGACAACGCCAACGCCACCCCGGCGCACACGUCCCAUCACGGCCCGAGCAGCUCCUUUAGCUUGACGAACGGUUCCGGACCUGCCUCCAACUCGGGGUCUGGCUCCACGACGAUCGGUGGCCUGCUUGCGCCUUCCAACAUUGGCAGGAGUGCGCAGCACGCCCGCGCCGUCAGCUUGCCUGUGUUCUCGCAGGGCCCCUUUGGACAGCCGUCGAGCGCGACGAGCCAGGGCCAGAGCCAGAACUUCGGCAGCUUGGCUAGCGGCCUGGGCGGCUUUGGCGCCGGCAACGGCUUUGGUCUUGCCAUCCAGGGUGAGGGCCACGGUGGCCUGCCCGGCUGGGCUGAGGAGGAGGCUGGUGCGAACUAA
Molecule: messenger RNA, 2505 nt
Organism: Lasiodiplodia theobromae
Lineage: Eukaryota; Fungi; Ascomycota; Dothideomycetes; Botryosphaeriales; Botryosphaeriaceae
Product: RNA-binding protein MRN1
Exons: 1
Coding region: 1-2505 (834 amino acids)
Biological process (GO): mRNA splicing, via spliceosome
Cellular component (GO): cytoplasmic stress granule
Molecular function (GO): mRNA binding
Source: RefSeq, a predicted model, not a curated record